AAUUUGUCAGCCGUUCAAAAUUGCAGCUUGCCACUGCCAGUGUUUACCUUUCCAUCACAAUCCUUCUCAGCAGAUUCCCAAAUUUCCUCUUUCUGUUCAAGCCAAGAAUCUUUCUCUCACACAAGAUUCUCAUAAAAACUUAGGCUUUAUACAUGAUGCCAUUGUUCCAUUUCUUUUCUCUAUACACCCUUCUUUCUCAUUCCUACUUUGUCCUCUUCAUUUUUAAGCCACCCUUUUCAAAUCUUGAAAAAUCUCAACAAAUUUCUUCUGUUUCUAUACAUAUCGCAGUAUCCUAAUCAAUGUCUUCUUCAAGUGUCAAUCAUAUAUCUCAGCCUUGCAUAUAUGCAGGUCACUUUGUUUCUUCAACUACUGAGAGAAAGUCAAGAUUAAUGAAAUGGCUGAGUAAACUUUUCAAGGGUGGUGGGUCAGGUAAUAGGAGACAGCAACCACAGUUUCUUGGAGACGAAAAUAUGGUUUGGCGAGCUCCAGCCAGAUCAAUGGAUGAUAACUCUAGGACCAAUAAGGAGAAAGAGGAACUAGACCGUGCAAUUGCACUCUCUCUUGCUGAAGAUUUGAAAAGACCAAAAGGAUACAGAUGGAGGACUGACCAAGAUGAAGAUCUAGCAAGAUCGCUUCAAGAUAACUCGAAUUCAUCCUCAUAUCCUCCUAAGUAUGCUCCUUCAUAUGCUCCUUGGGAAUAUAAUCCCAAUAGUUACAGAAAAUGUAGUGGCUGCAAUAAGGAUAUCGUCUCUGGCAAUUAUUUGGGAUGCAUGGGAACUUUCUUUCAUCCAGAAUGUUUUCUUUGUCGUGCUUGUGGUGUCCCAAUUACUGAAUACGAGUUUUCUUUGUCAGGGAACAAUACAUAUCAUAAGUCAUGCUUCAAGGAAAUGACUCAUCCAAAAUGUGAAGUCUGCCAUCAAUUUAUCCCAACAAACGGAGCUGGCUUGAUCGAGUACAGAUGCCAUCCAUUUUGGUCUCAAAAAUAUUGCCCUGCACAUGAGAAUGACAAUACCAAACGGUGCUGUAGUUGUGAACGUCUGGAGUCACGGAAUGCAAGAUAUAUGUCACUUGGAGAUGGUCGGAGCUUAUGCUUAGAGUGCAUGGAAUCUGCAAUCAUGGAUACCGGGGACUGCCAGCCACUUUACCAUUCCAUCAGAGACUAUUAUGAAGGCAUGAACAUGAAAAUAGAUCAGCAAGUUCCUAUGCUUCUUGUUGAAAGACAUGCCCUUAAUGAGGCCAUUGAAGGGGAGAAACAUGGUCUCCAUCAUAUGCCUGAAACCAGAGGUCUAUGCCUAUCAGAAGAGCAGACAGUCACCAGUGUAAGAUCUUCAGUCAUGAGAAAAUUUUUCCAUAUACUCAGAAGGCCAAAAAUAGGUGGUCGUGGAUUAAUAGGAAUCAGAACACAUCCUCAAAAGCUAAUUAGAAGAUGUGAAGUUACAGCUAUCCUAGUAAUAUACGGCCUUCCAAGAUUACUUACUGGUGCCAUUCUAGCUCAUGAACUGAUGCAUGCCUGGUUACGUCUAAAAGGAUAUCGUAAUCUCACCCCUGAAGUAGAAGAAGGAAUCUGCCAAGUGCUUUCCCACAUGUGGCUUGAAUCAGAGGUAGUGCCUGGAUCAAGAAAUAUGCCAUCUACAUCAACUGCUUCGUCAUCGUCUACAUGGUCAUCAUCGAAGAAAGGAGGAACAUCUCAAGCAGAGAGUAAGCUCGGUGAGUUUUUCAUGCACCAGAUUGCCCAUGAUGCUUCUCCAGCAUACGGUGGAGGAUUUAGAGCUGCUUAUGCAGCCGUGAAUAAGUAUGGUUUACGGAGUACAUUGGAUCACAUUCGCUUGACAGGAAAUUUUCCUUUAUGAUAUGUUCGUUGUGACCUCUUUGACCUCGUAUGCUCGUAGAUGAUUUCCUCUCCUGUGUGCCAAGUUAGAAGUCAUCGAUGAGGAAAAUGAGUUGAUCAUGCAGAGCUGGUUUAGCUACCCCUAUUUUUUCCGGGGUCCUACCGGAGAUACUGAUGGAAUACAACUUGAAUCUUACAAAUAAGUCUACAUAUUUUGCAAUUAAAAUGAAAUAUAUAGAAAAUUCUAUCUUGUAUUGGAGACUCUUAUCAGUUUAAAGGCAAUAAAGAUCAGAUAUUUGAAUGAUCC
This is a messenger RNA of Solanum tuberosum (potato), 2135 nucleotides long. RefSeq names its product protein DA1-related 2. The record is from RefSeq and is a predicted model, not a curated record. Lineage: Eukaryota; Viridiplantae; Streptophyta; Magnoliopsida; Solanales; Solanaceae. The coding region runs from base 300 to 1850 and encodes 516 amino acids. The transcript has 12 exons. Gene Ontology annotation, molecular function: ubiquitin binding.